This is a messenger RNA of Cylindrotheca closterium, 2271 nucleotides long. Lineage: Eukaryota; Bacillariophyta; Bacillariophyceae; Bacillariales; Bacillariaceae. The record is from the annotation of a GenBank genome assembly.
AUGCCAGAGUCUUGCAUUGUCAUUUUGGAUCCUUCCGAGUAUAUGCGCAAUGGGGAUUAUAUACCCACUCGGUAUGAAGCGCAACAGGACGCAGCGAGAUGGCUGAUUGCAGAUAUUACGACGAGUAGUCCCGAAAAUACCGUCGGGGUCAUGGCAGGGACAUCAGUCUUGGUUUCGACGACAAACAAUAUUGGACAACUCUUUGAAGCAGUAAAAUCGAGUCGACGUAAAUAUACUGGUGAAUUCGAAAUUGAAAAUUCUCUUCAAGUUGCCUUUAUGGCACUGAAGCAUCGACGAAACAAAGUUGGGUCCCAACGUAUCAUUUUGUUUGUGGGAUCUCCAAUUAUGGAUCACAAGAGUUUUCCAAAAUUGUCGAAAAGUUUGCGGAAGAAUAAUGUGUCUCUCCAAAUCGUCACUCUUGGUGAUGAACCGAAUCAAGACAAGCUAGAACUUUUGAUUCAGAACAAUUCGGAAGAUUCACGGAUGAUUAAUAUUCCAAAGGGGACUGUUCCGUCGGAAUUCCUCUCGGCAACCUCCACCUUUGGAACUACAAAUGGUUUUGCCGGCGAGACCAGCGGUGGGGGUAUGAUUGAUACUUUUGAUCCUAGCAUGGAUCCAGAACUGGCCAUGGCUCUGCAAAUUAGUUUGCAAGAAGAACAGACGCGUCAAGCCCAGCUACAGCAAAAUGAAGAGCAGCGGGAAGCGACUACAGUCGAGGAGGACUCUGUAGAGACUAGUGACGUUGCAGCAGCUCCUGCGCUUUCACAAAUAGAAGCAGACGAUGACUACAAGGACGAGAUGGCCAUGAUGCAACAAGCUCUGGCCAUGUCGCUUCAAGAAGAAGAGGAUGGACGGUUACAAACGGAAAAGGAAGCAGACCCGUCGUCAUCUUCUAGCGUAGAAAUGGACAACGAGCCCGUUAUUGAAACCAAGACAACUGACGAGGAUAGCAAAGUCGAACCAGAACUGGUGACAAUCCAAGACAGAGCGGCAAACAGUUUCAAGAAUGACGAUAGCUCACGUCUUGGCUCCUCUCCGGAGAAUGCCAUCUCUCUUGUUGACAUUGAAGAGAGCCUAUCGGACUCGGAUGAUGGAAAACAAUUUCCGUCGGCUGUGGCUGCGACUGCUGCAGCAACUGCGGCCACCAUGUCGUCGAAUAAGCCAUUACCACCCUCCAUGAUUAUCAACGUGGAAGAUGAACAGGAUGUUCAAAAUGACGUAUGGGAAGACGAGCCAAAACGCAGUUUCGGAGAAGAAGAUUCGGCUACCAAUGAAGUUUGGGAAAAUGAGCCGCGUGUUAGUGUCGUUGCCAGCUCGAUUGAUCAUUAUGAGGCCGAAGCAAUGCUGUUGGCAUCGCCACCCAAGUCAGGAGGUGACGAGCCAAAGAGCUAUGAUGACGAAACAAAAAUGGCUUUGAUGAUGCCGGCUACCGUACCACGAGACGACAACGAGCUACCGCCACCACCAAGUAUGCCUCCGCCUGAUGUCCCACAGACGACUAGCUCACAGGAAUCGAAUUGGAACCAAAUCAAUCAAGCGUUGGAUGUCUAUUACACUGCGUCAUCGGAGACGAAUGGUAGAUUGGAGCAGCAUCCCGUUCUUGGCUCAAAUGAUGAAACAGCUACUCAUUAUCGCUCGUCGUCACUUCAAAGUGUGGGUAGUAGUACACUACCUGUUAUCAGAUCAUGCUGGUCCAAUCUGGACCAAGCCUUUGACGAAUACAAUACUGCCAUCAAUGAGAUAUCAACGUUCUUGCCAGCAGGUGGCAAUUCGAUGACAAUGCCAUCAUCCGUUCCGCCAGCCCACUUUGCAUCCAUGCAGCGACAAGGCGAAGAAGAACGACAAGACAAUGUGCCCCGUGAGGAAUACCAGAAGCUGGCAGCGGAAUUGGACGAAGCGAAGAAAGCCAUGGCAAUCAUGCAUGGAAUUGUGAAUGAGAAGGAUGAAAUGAUUGUCGCAUUGCGUGAAAUUAUGGGAAUGAUGCAGCAAGAGCGACGAAACCUACGAAAUGAAGCUGCUCCCAACGAUGGAAAUAGUGAAACAGAGUCCGAACGGGAAAUGACCGACUCUUUAAUACAAGAGAUCCGCAAAAAGAAUCGCAACUUGGAGGGCUUGCGGAUGUCAUUGGCAAACUACAAAACUCCUUCCACCACUGGCGAAGCUCCAGCACCAGUUAGUCAAUCCCUCACCGAAAAGCGGCGAAAGAAGCGAGAGUUGGAAAAUUUGCGAGCGAGUCUCAGCAGUCAGAAGCGGCCCACUCCUCAAAACUAG